CCUGAACUUUGAACAUUUUACUAACUCAUGCAGAGAAGUAGUAAAGACGGAAGGACUACUGAUAACGAAAGCUGUAUCUAGCCUUCGAACAACACCUGCAGACGAAUAGAAACAUGGCCGAACCUCGUAGCAAUGGUGACAGGAAGGGAGGUGAAGACAAGCCGGACGCCAUCAAUUUUUUUGCAAAGAGAGUGGAUCCAGAGCCUGCAGGAAGUGCAAAGACUUCAGAGGAAACAGACCCUGUUCUGGUCGCCAGCAGCACUAAAGCAGCAGACCCUUUCCGCUACAAGAUGGACUACCCCUGCAUGGGAACCUGUCUUAUCAUCAACAACAAGAACUUCGACCGCAGCACAAAUAUGGCUGCUCGUAAUGGAACAGAUGUAGAUGGUGCUACUGCUCUAAAGACCUUCGCUGAUCUGGGUUACAAGGUCAAAUUUUUAAACGAUCAGAGCGUGGCUCAGAUGAAACAACUGAUGAUUAGCGUAUCCCAGGAGGACCACAGCAAAAGUGCAUCAUUUGUGUGUGUGUUGCUAAGUCAUGGAGAAGAGGGCGGGAUUUACGGCACCGAUGCCUUUGAAAAGUUUGAAAACUUCACAAAAUACUUUAAAGGAGAUCGCUGCAAGAGUCUGGUGGGGAAACCAAAGCUCUUCUUCAUCCAGGCGUGCCGUGGUUCAGACCUGGAUAGUGGAGCCACGGUUGAGACAGACAGUGUAGCAGUGGAAAAAACAGAGAGGAUUCCUGUGGAGGCAGAUUUCCUGUAUGCUUAUUCAACUGCUCCAGGUUACUACUCCUGGAGAAACACAUCCAACGGUUCAUGGUUCAUGCAGGCGUUGUGUGAGAUGUUGCACCAGUACAGUCGAGAGCUGGAGCUGAUGCAGAUAAUGACCAGAGUCAACCGCAAGGUCGCGACACACUUUGAGUCUGCCUCCAACCUCCCUGGAUUUAGUGGCAAGAAACAGAUCCCCUGUAUCGUCUCAAUGUUGACCAAAGACUUCUACUUUCCUGCUUAGAUUAAAAUAAGUAUCUCCUACCCACAUGUUAGUUCAUCCAUAUAUUUUAAAUUCAUAUAUAAUUCAUAUAAUCAAUGAAUAUAUAAUUCAUGUAAGAGAGGAUGGCGUGUAUUUAAAUGUGACGGCAGGGAGAAGCGACAUGCAUUGUCAGCAUUAAGAGGAAAGGGAAUGUGUCAGCAGGGGUUAUGUUGAGUCCAAAGUUAGAAUAAAAGAAGGGAACAUAGCCUCUUACUUUGAAAAGGGAAGUGUCUUAAACUUGAAUUCUUUCAGUGAAGGGAGACUCCUCUAGUUGUAAAUAAUAAAAAUAAAGAAAGUUAAAUGAGAAAUUGCCCCACUACUCACUCGAUGAAUUACUUCAAUCGACAUUUCCCGAACGAGUUUGUGUUUUCAAUCACUAGUCUUCUUCUAAACAGUGUGACGAUCACUUUGCAAAAGAAUGUCUCCUUUAAUGUUAAAAAAAAGACAAUAAAGCAGAGCAUGCUUUUGGAAGAAUUUAUAAUUGCCAAGUCACUGAAGCAGAAAGAGGCAUAGCUUGUCCAAAUAGGGUUACUCCGAGAAACCAAGACAGCAACUACUAAAACUCCCAAACUCUAUAAAUCCAAGCAGCAGUCAGCUGCCCGAUAAGUGAUGUCUUGGUAGUGAAGUCCACGUUUUAUGCAACUCUAUGCUUGAGGCUGUUUCUAUAUUUAUAUCUUUUUUAAUUAUUGGGUCUUUUAUCAAAAUCUGAACUUGUCCUUUGAAAUAUCAAAUGGGUGAUUGGACAGUUUUUUCGGGUCAUUUCACACAUGAACAUCAUGUAAAGUGCUGGUUUACCAGUUUGAUUGCAAUAAAUGCACAAGUCACAAAUA
Molecule: messenger RNA, 1858 nt
Organism: Labrus bergylta (ballan wrasse)
Lineage: Eukaryota; Metazoa; Chordata; Actinopteri; Labriformes; Labridae
Product: caspase-3
Biological process (GO): proteolysis; keratinocyte differentiation; positive regulation of neuron apoptotic process
Cellular component (GO): cytoplasm
Source: RefSeq, a predicted model, not a curated record